CUUCAUCUCUCCAUAUAACCACACUCUCCCCCAUAUGAAACUCCAUCUUCUUCACACAUUAUAUCAUAUCCAAACAAAGCCCUACCUUCACUAUUCAUCAUGAUGAUGACCACUGCUACACCGAUUGCCGUUGCUUCCCCAAUCUCAUCGACCCCUCGUCUAUUUCCUUCCCAAUGCCUCGCCAAUCCAAGAUUCGAAUUGACGACCAAGGCUCAGUUAUCGAAUCAACGCAACCGUAGAAAUGGUAAUGACAUCGGCAACAAAGGCAGAAAUUUUAACUUCAGUUGGAUGGCUACAGUCGGAGAGAAUGUGAUGCCAACAACGCCGGUGACGCCUACAUCGGUGCCGGUGCGUGUGGCUCACGAGCUUCAUCAAGCCGGCCAUCGUUAUUUAGAUGUGAGAACUCCUGAAGAAUUCGCUGCUGGACAUGCUAUUGGUGCCAUUAAUGUUCCUUACAUGUUCAGACUCGGAUCUGGGAUGUCCAAAAAUCCCAACUUUAUUGACGAAGUCUCAUCCCACUUUGGGAAAGACGAUGAAUUUCUCGUCGGAUGCCAAUUGGGGAAAAGGUCGCUCAUGGCUGCCACGGAUCUUCUUUCUUAUGGUUUUACAGGUGUAACGGACAUAGCAGGUGGAUAUGCUUCGUGGAAUCAAAAUGGGCUUCCGAUUGAGUCUUGAAAUUUGCAAAAUGUGAAUAAAAAUGGAAGCAAAUAAGAGGAUCAUUGUUAGUUUGUAAAUAAAAACAAGUUUAGAUGGUUCUUGAUCCAUGCAUGUAUGGAUCAUAACAUUGUAUACAAAAAUUAUGAAGAAAAAGUUUUAUUAGACCUCGAUUA
This is a messenger RNA of Lactuca sativa (garden lettuce), 830 nucleotides long. RefSeq names its product sulfurtransferase protein 16 (gene STR16). The record is from RefSeq and is a predicted model, not a curated record. NCBI's taxonomy places the organism in Eukaryota, Viridiplantae, Streptophyta, Magnoliopsida, Asterales, Asteraceae.